GUUGUCUUGUGAGUUUAUCUCCUCCGCCUCUCUGAGGUUGGUUUUAUCUCAAUCUUUACAGUGUAGAUCCUGUAAGAUUGAACCCCUAAUUUAGGUGUUGUAGUGUAGAUCACUACAAGUGGUAUCAGAUUAGGUCUUUCCUUGGCACACAAAAUGGCGGACGAUACUAGAUUGAGUAAGUUAGAUGAAAAUCAGAAGCGAUUCACUCAGGAAUUACAGGAAUUGCGUGAAGAAGUUCAAUCACUCCAAUCUUUAAAAGGAGAUGUAAAACUACUGAGAACUGAUAUGGAAAAUCAAUUUCAACUUCUUCAAUAUGCUAUGGAUAAGAAGUUCCAAUUGCUUUUCGAUAAUCCAGUUUUUUCUCAAGGGUAUAAUCACGGUGAUGAAGCUGGUGAAGUACCAGAUCCUUCAUCUGGUAACAAAUUUCGGAAUUAUCAUCAUCAGCAAAUGAUUCAAACUACUCAGAUGGGGGAAGGUCAGUUUUCCAAUUAUUGGGAAAGCUUUGAAUCAAUUGGAUCUGUGUUGAAGUAUGUGACGCUGAUUGAGAAAGAAAUUGAUGAAAAGCUUGUAGGAGCUCCAAUCGAUUCAAGUUCAGAAGGAGAAAUCGUUCACAAUUCUCCAGAUGAAGAAUUGAAGACAAUGGAGGAAGAAAUUGAUGUUGUUAUAGAAGUACCUUCCGAUAAUUCAUAUUCAGUAAAGGAUCCGACUGAUAGCUCUUCAACUCCAUCAGCAACAGAAGAAGAAAAUGAUUCUGUCGACUGCGAAUUGAUUUCGUCGUUUUUAUUUGAAGAAAAAGAGGAUUUAUUAAGUUUAGAGCCAGAAGAAAAAAAUACCAUCAAUGAAUUGGGUAAUUGGAUUAUUAUUAAGGGUUCUCAAAUUGGAAUUGAGGUGGGGUAUUGCGAGAACUUGAAGAAACUCAGCAACAACCACAACAAACUGAACUGACUAUUGUGUGACAAAAUGCCUGCGAGUGCAGUUUGUAAUUUUUGGGGUGUUAGAGUUUAUUACAUCUUGCAUCUCAAAAUAUGUAGAGUAUUUGAUCGUGGAAAAGAAUUUCAGUUUCUUAGGGGGUUAUUUUCUUUUAUUUGUGAAUCUGAAGACUAUUUCAACGCAAUUCCUUCUUGUAUGAUUGUUAUUCUCGGAUAUUGUUUCGAUUUGCUAUUUGGGUAUUCAAGAGUGUCCUUGUCUGUUAUAAAUGGUGAUAGUCGUGUUAUUAGACAGACAUAUGAUACCAGGCCUCAACAACGAAUUAUUUUCCGGACUAAGUUGAUUCUUCAAGUUCCUAGACAAAGUAAGUCUGACAAUGAACUAGAUCGUCCUGCUAAGUUGCUUGCUGGUUUUCGAUUCUGUUUUGCUAACUUGUUUACUUCUGGUUCAAUUUCAAUAGCUUACUACACAAAAAACUUUGUCCACGAGAUUAUUAGGGAGCACGGGUUAAAAUCAAAUUCUUCGUUUUGUGCUUCAAUUCUAUUGGUAUCUGUUACAGUUGAGGACAUUGGUGAUAGUGGUCAGUUGUUUCAUCAAAUGCUUGAGCUGUGGGAAGUGGAAAAUUUUCUUUUCCAGCUGAAGUAUGUGUUGCCUAGGGCACCUUUGGGUUAUCAGUUUGAGUCUUUCGAUGUUGAGUUUAUCCGAACUCUUCAAGACGUGUUUAAGCCAGCAACUGUAUGAUCUAUCUAUGUGUUUAAACCAGUGCUUAUGUUCUCAGCUCACAAAUAUAUUAACACCCGUUUCUAUCGUGUAAGAAUUGAUACUUUUCAGAAAUAUCCAUUGCUUACUUCUGACACCUUUUGGCGGGUUGUGAUUCAAGAGGGAGUUAUAAUGACAGUUGGGCAUUCAACAUGGAGUUAUCUGCACACUUCUUGUAGUGUUGGAUAUUUUCAGAUCCAAGUUAAAUAUAGGCUGCUGUUGAUGGCCUUUUUUGAGAUGCAAAUACAAAUUUCACUAUACGGAUUUAUGGAGAUUGAGAAAUGCUAGCUGCCUUCCAGGUGAAAAUAUAGCAGACCAUCAUGGGCUUAGUAAGACUGUGUCCAUAAGUGAUCUCAUACAACAUCCGAGGAAUCUUCUGCCAGAAUCAAUAACAGACGUUAAAGGUGCUGACCGUGCCUAUAAAGAGAAGUCCGAAGAAGAUAUAUAUUCAGCUCAUGAUGUUUAUUCUCUCUAUUAUCAAGGAGAGGACAUGGAUUCAUGCCUCACAUACCAAGACUAUCGUUGUUAGGCCACGAUUGUUGGGCCUGAAGAUGCCGUAUUUAUGGCCUCAUAUCGGUAUUUACUAGUUUUUUCGGUUUCUGCUGUCCUCAUGCAUCACUCCAGUACUCAAGCUAGAUCUUUAACCCAUAUCCUUGAGUACAAGUAUAAUUUAAAGGGGUGGGUAUUUGUCAUGUCCCAUUCUUAUAGGGCACCCAUGUAUAAGGGCUGCUUGGGUGUAGUUAGUAAGUUUAGCAUAUGCGUCUGGCACAUGUGCCAUUAUUCUACCCUAAUAAGUAUCGAGUAUGUAAUUCCUUGUGAAGGUAUCCAAAUAGAAAUUAUUUUCUUGUGA
This is a messenger RNA of Papaver somniferum (opium poppy), 2536 nucleotides long. RefSeq lists its product as uncharacterized. The record is from RefSeq and is a predicted model, not a curated record. The transcript has 2 exons. Bases 154 to 945 code for a protein of 263 amino acids. NCBI's taxonomy places the organism in Eukaryota, Viridiplantae, Streptophyta, Magnoliopsida, Ranunculales, Papaveraceae.